AUGCACACACCAUCGCCCCAACUCCUCCGCGCUCUCCGCACCACCCUCUCAUCAAAUUCUCCCAUUCUCCGCAGCCCCCGACUCACCAAUCCAUCAAUCCAAUCCCUUACAUCUUCCCGACGAAACAACAGCUCCAAUGUUCGCCCUACACGAAUGAUCCCCCGUGCCCACACCCACAAGCCCACCAGUCACGACCGCGGCCCCGAGUCACAAGAAGACACGCAGACAGACUUCAACGCGCUCAAUGUACUCGCCAAUAUUCCUGCGCCUACUACUGCUAUCGAUGCCUGCUUGGACUCGGGAUUCCAUCUGAACAGCGGUGUUAAGAUUACUGGCGGCGAUGGCAUGCUGCUUGUGGGUGGCGAGGCAUUUUCGUGGAGACCGUGGAGGGCAUCGGAAUCUCAGUUUGAGAAUGAGGCCGCGGCCAAGGCGGCAAUGCUUAAUGCGAAGGGACAAUUUGAGCUGAGUGAGGAGGCUUGGGGUCUUUUGAGUGUUGUUUGGCCUAGACCUGAUAUGCUUAUCCUUGGGCUGGGUAGUUCGAUUCAUCCUCUUUCACCGGAAACAAAACGUCAGAUUAAUUCCCUGGGAAUUCGUGUGGAUAUCCAGGACACCCGUAAUGCUGCGGCGCAAUUCAAUUUGCUAGCUACUGAGCGUGGUGUGACUGAGAUCGCAGCUGCUAUGAUCCCGAUGGGAUGGAAAGGGAAGGCUUGA
Messenger RNA from Penicillium angulare, 711 nucleotides. RefSeq names its product Mth938-like domain-containing protein. The record is from RefSeq and is a predicted model, not a curated record. NCBI's taxonomy places the organism in Eukaryota, Fungi, Ascomycota, Eurotiomycetes, Eurotiales, Aspergillaceae. Bases 1 to 711 code for a protein of 236 amino acids. Gene Ontology annotation, cellular component: mitochondrial inner membrane. The transcript has 2 exons. Gene Ontology annotation, biological process: mitochondrial respiratory chain complex I assembly.